GGCCUUCAUGUCAACCUGUGUCUUAUCUGUUUUCUUGAAGUGCAGUGCUUUGUUUUUCAGAGAACUCGCUGACUGAGACACUGGAACUCCCCCUAACUAACGCAACAGGAACAACUGGUCUGACUUGCCUAUAAGAGGCCACCUGCCACUCUGCUGUCACACAACACACUGGGGACAGAGACGAGGAGCUGCCACUUGUACCUCAAGCACUGGAAGAAGAGCUUUGGUUUUCAGGACACAAUCGUAUAUACAUCACAAUCUUAAAAAAAAACCAACAGAAUUUAAUUUCUGCCACAGUCGCUUCUUCAGAGCAUCAGCAAGAUGUCAUUCGAGCGGGAGAACAGGCAGCGGAUCCAGACGGUGGAAAAGUACUUUGGGGCGUCGGGCAAACCUCUCGUGAAGGAAGGCCGCGUGCUGGUGGGGGAGGGGAAACUCCUGAAGAUGAGCCGGCGGGGCCCCAAGCCCAAGAUGUUCUUCCUCUUCAACGACGUCCUGGUGUACGGCAGCAUCGUCAUCCCCGGCCGGCUCUACAAGAGGCAGCAGGUGAUCCCGCUGAACGUGGUAGAGCUGGAGGACCUGGAAGACGGCCUGGGCAUGGCCAACCAGUGGCUGCUGCUGACCCCCAGCAAGUCCUUCACCGUGGCGGCCGUGUCUGCUGAGGAGAAGGGGGCCUGGAUGGGUCACAUCAACCAGUGCAUCAGCAAGCUGGACCUCAACGGCGGCGGGAAGAAGAACAAGAGCGAUCUGGCUUUCGCCGCGGCCUGGAUCCCCGACCGGGCGUCCGCCAUAUGCAUGCGCUGCGCCGAGCGCUUCAGUGUCACGAACCGCCGCCACCACUGCCGGCGCUGCGGCUUCAUCGUCUGCGACGGCUGCUCCAAGGGCCGGGCCGUGCUGGAGAACAUCUCCAGCAAGCCGGUGCGCGUCUGCACGCUGUGCGUGUCCACCAUGGAGGCGGAGCGGGGGUCGCCGGACAGCCUGGCCCAGGGCAAGUCGUCCGGGAGCAAGAAGAAGGACCACUGGAAGAGGGACUCUGUGGAGGACAAGGUGCCCACUAGGUCACAUGACGAGGAGGAGUCCAGCGACGAGUUUGAGGAGCAAGAGCAAGACGAGAGCCAUGCCCCAAUCCAGUGGGAACAAGACAGCGCCUGGUCCCCGUAUUGCUAUUUUAACCCUGAUCAUGAAAAACCAUGUUCAGCAAUUGCUUGAGAACACUGAAGAAGGCGAGUGGAGGUGACUCGAUGCAAGGGGCCGAGCUAUAGGGAGGAGGCAAGCAGGGCCUUUGCCCCUGGGCCCAGGGCCCUCCCGUAUUGAUGGUGGGGUCCUACCAUAACGUUGGCAGGUUGUGUGGGGGGACACUAUCAUUGUUUCACCCUGGGGCCCUGCGUUCAAUGUUUCCGCCACUGACACAAAGAGACUACUGUAGCCUGUUUUCAAUAAUAUCUCACAUUGUUAACAGAGGUUAGUUGCAAUGAUAUGUAAUGGGUUGACAAUGUGUAGUAUUUUAAAUUUUUAUUUUAUUGUUGAUGGGUCAUUUUUAAUGUUUGUGAAUUGUUUAUACAUUUUCUCAACAUCUACAGGAUGAAAACUGACACUUGCACUUUAUUACGUGAUCAAUAAAAUCUGUAACUCAAACACAUUUGGUCUAUAAUUAUGUAACGAAAGUGAUAUCAAACACUCUACAUCAUUUUUAGUUAGGCUAUCACAUGACGCAUAAUGUAUCUAACAAAGUGUUUACACGCUGACGCAGAAACUGGCGUCAUGAACUAUUGUUAACGCAGGUUUAAAUAGCUCACCCUUUUCCAGAGAGCGAUUGGUUUGUCCUUAGAAAGACUUAAUGGAAGAUUCCAUGUUCAAAGCCCACUCUCUCUCAACUAGUAGAACUUCAUUCCAGUUCUUUACAGAGGACAUAAUCAAGAUUCGUAUCUGUCAUCAGUGUCACAGUAACUUGUGUGUACAGUGGAUAUAAAUGGCCUACACGUGCCCAUUCAAGUGCCAGGUUUUGUGGCAAUUAACUUUUUCCAUAUAUGACCUA
Molecule: messenger RNA, 2032 nt
Organism: Engraulis encrasicolus (European anchovy)
Lineage: Eukaryota; Metazoa; Chordata; Actinopteri; Clupeiformes; Engraulidae
Gene: plekhf1
Product: pleckstrin homology domain containing, family F (with FYVE domain) member 1
Exons: 2
Coding region: 322-1206 (294 amino acids)
Biological process (GO): endosome to lysosome transport; endosome organization
Cellular component (GO): early endosome
Molecular function (GO): metal ion binding; phosphatidylinositol binding
Source: RefSeq, a predicted model, not a curated record